AGCUGUGCGUGAUAUAACUUUAACUCCAACAAACACAUUGUUUUAAUUUUAAUAAAUAUUUGCUAAAUUGACUGAAAAUGUCAGCUAACAAAUACACGGAGCUUAUUAAGCUCGGCACACAAUAUUCACGGCGCAUGAAUUAUCUGUCCAACCGUAUUUUUGGUGAAGUGGCGCGGACAACGAACGAAAAGUCUAUGAAGGUGGUUCGAAUGUUCUCAGAGGAGCCGAUACAGAAGCGUGACUAUGUUGUCAACUGGUACCCCCGGCAUGUUGAAACGCACCUGCUGAUGAAAAAUCUGCGUGAUUAUGGGCUGUUUCGCGAUGAACAUCAAGAUUUCAAGGAGGAAAUGAAACGUCUGCGAAAGCUGCGUGGCAAGGCGCCACCUAAAAAGGGAGAGGGCAAGCGUGCAUCAAAGAAAUAGAUUUUGAUUUAAAACACAA
Molecule: messenger RNA, 441 nt
Organism: Drosophila busckii
Lineage: Eukaryota; Metazoa; Arthropoda; Insecta; Diptera; Drosophilidae
Gene: mRpS33
Product: 28S ribosomal protein S33, mitochondrial
Exons: 2
Coding region: 78-422 (114 amino acids)
Cellular component (GO): mitochondrion
Source: RefSeq, a predicted model, not a curated record